UCAUUUUGCGAGUCGUAUUCCCCUCGAACGGCAAGAAUUAAGGGACGCGUGUGUACACAAAAACAUUUGGUGCGUUUAGUUUGUGCGAAAGUUAUGGACGAGAAUGGACGAUCGUGAAGCGGUGGGCCACGGUGGAGUGCGAUGAGAAUUGUCGAAUCCGUGAAAAAAAUUUGUAUUCGCGAGAGAACAGGAGAAAAACUCGAAGGGAGAUUCGAAGCAACGGAAAUCGAGCGCGAGAGGAUUCAAUUUUCCUUGGAGACGCAAUUCGCAACACGAGAACGCGCCAGAGAACGACAAAAAGAAAGAAGAUUUGGUAGACGUCAGAGUCGUCGAGUGCAAUGCCAACAAUGUUCUUCCCAGCAAAAUGUCUUUCAACUUCUUCAAGAAUAUCAAAAAGUACAUCCAAGCCAAGAAAUUAGCAAUAUGUAAAUCAAAUAAAAAUGGGAACAAGGUUCAGGUGUCUAAUUUGGAAAAGGAUACAAGCUGUGAUUCGUUGAUGAUUUGGUAUGACAGACCUACGAUUUCUACAGAAAAGGGUCAUACAUCUGAAUUUAGAUGCGAAAAUACUGCCGAUACUUCUGAGUGUCUAAGUAACAGCAAUACUUCGAUUGCCAGUGAAGAGUCUUUGCAAAAUGAAGUAUUACUAGAGAAUCUAGAUAAAACGUUAGAAUAUUGCUCAGAUGUUGCACAAAGAUUAGAAGCGGUUGAUGCGCGUGCUAUUAAUGAGUGCCGAACAGACAAUUAUUAUGAAAAUGUUCCUAGCAUAUGUUGGCCAUUUUCCGCCAACAGUGGACAAGAAUUAGUAUGCGAUACUACGAUAGCAAAUGUACUAACGGAACAUCGGAUUGAAAACAUCCAGAGAAAUGCAGAAAUUAACGAGACGAUAAAUAACGAUAACAAAGUGAAAGCGAGCCUUACCAAGGAGUUGCUUAAAUUAAGCCAUAACGGAUGGUAUUGGGGUCCGAUAUCGGGAAGCGAAGCUGACUCUAAACUGAUAUCCGAACCUGAUGGUGCAUUUUUAGUCAGAGACUCUUCAGACGACAGAUACGUCCUGACGCUUAGUUUUAAAUCUUCUGGUAAGGUACUCCAUGCUCGCAUGGAGCAUAGCGGUGGAUUAUUUUCUCUGUGUAACCAAAGCGAAAGCGAAGGAUUCAGCUCGGUAGCCGAUUUAAUCGACUAUUCGAUGAAUUUUAGCCAGUCGGGAGUGUUUUGUUAUUCGAGACCAAAGUAUCCUGGUCAUCCAGCUUUCCCAGUCAGAUUAACAAAGCCAGUAAGCAGGUUUAUGCAAGUUCGAAGUUUGCAAUAUCUUUGCCGUUUCGUAAUACGUCAGAAUAUGAGAUUGGACAAUAUUCAUAAAUUGCCUAUACCAAAAGCUAUUAAAAGCUAUAUAGAGGAAGCACAUUAUUAAUAAGAAAUUUAAAUAAACUAAAAAGAAAGUACCUUUUAUAAAAUACUUAUACUAAUGCAAAUCGUACUAUAAGACGAAUCAUGCAAAUGUGAAAGUCUAGAAAUUGUUCUAGUAUUAAAGUAUAGUCUUUGCAAAAAGAUAUAAUUUUUUAUUACAAGUAACAAAUAAUAAGAGCAUUUUUAAAACAAAUUUCUUUGAAUAUAAAGGUAGAGUCCAUAUCUUGCAUGAAUCAUUUCAUCGUAAAGUACGUUAUAUUUUUUAACGUAAUAUUAAUCAAUUUGUGAGGUACUUGGCUGUGUAAACAUAUUUUUUAUUAUAAAAUAAUUU
This is a messenger RNA of Hylaeus anthracinus, 1735 nucleotides long. It is a transcript of the gene Socs44A, whose product is annotated as cytokine-inducible SH2-containing protein. The transcript has 4 exons. Lineage: Eukaryota; Metazoa; Arthropoda; Insecta; Hymenoptera; Colletidae. Bases 365 to 1408 code for a protein of 347 amino acids. Gene Ontology annotation, molecular function: 1-phosphatidylinositol-3-kinase regulator activity. The record is from RefSeq and is a predicted model, not a curated record. Gene Ontology annotation, biological process: intracellular signal transduction; protein ubiquitination; regulation of growth. Gene Ontology annotation, cellular component: phosphatidylinositol 3-kinase complex.